AUGAAAGGGGACAAAAAUGUGCAUAGCUACUACUACCAGAGGGAUCAUCUGGAAAAACAAGACCCAGAUUACAGAGACAGAACACACCUUUUCCAUGAGAACAUUCCUAGUGGAAAUGCCUCCUUGAAACUUAGUAACCUGACUUUGACUGAUGAGGGCCUUUAUAAGUGCUAUGUGGGAACACAGCAAACUGCAACGGAUGUGGAAGUCACACUGCGUCCUGGAGUCGAGAUUAACCAAAAUGACUUUUCACUGAUGUUGCAUGAUCUUACUACAAAAAACAGUGGAGAAUACCUGUGUAAUGUUUCAACACCUCACCACACAAAACUUACUGUGAGAACUUUGCAAGUUGUCAGCAGCUUGCUGUGGCAAAGGUCUCAAAACUGA
This is a messenger RNA of Opisthocomus hoazin, 387 nucleotides long. NCBI's taxonomy places the organism in Eukaryota, Metazoa, Chordata, Aves, Opisthocomiformes, Opisthocomidae. The record is from RefSeq and is a predicted model, not a curated record.